AUGCCGCAGGAGAGUUUGCAUAAGUUAAAUGUGGAUGGCGGUGUGAAGGGUGUUAAUGGUUGGGUGUUAGAGGGAGGUUUGAUUAGGAAUAGCAAAGGGCGUCGCAGAAUUUUGGUUGAGAGUGAUUGCAUGGAGUUGGUAAAGAUGGUGAAUGAUAAUUCUCUUAAUGCUUGUGUACCUCCGAAUGUUAAGUAUAUCUUGAAUGAAGUAAGGAAGCUCUUGAGUCAUAGUUGGAAAAUUGUUAUGAUUAAUGUGCUGCGUGAGGUGAAUAUGUGCGCUAAUUGGUUAAGUUCUUUUGCUGCUAACGUGUCGCAAGGUGUGGUUUUGAUGAAGGAUCCUCCUGAUGGUUUGAGGUGCUAG
Messenger RNA from Hevea brasiliensis (rubber tree), 360 nucleotides. RefSeq lists its product as uncharacterized. The record is from RefSeq and is a predicted model, not a curated record. Gene Ontology annotation, molecular function: RNA-DNA hybrid ribonuclease activity; nucleic acid binding. NCBI's taxonomy places the organism in Eukaryota, Viridiplantae, Streptophyta, Magnoliopsida, Malpighiales, Euphorbiaceae. The coding region runs from base 1 to 360 and encodes 119 amino acids. The transcript is spliced from 2 exons.